Molecule: messenger RNA, 1001 nt
Organism: Amphiprion ocellaris (clown anemonefish)
Lineage: Eukaryota; Metazoa; Chordata; Actinopteri; Pomacentridae
Gene: apoa4a
Product: apolipoprotein A-IV a
Exons: 4
Coding region: 126-890 (254 amino acids)
Biological process (GO): triglyceride homeostasis; phospholipid efflux; reverse cholesterol transport
Cellular component (GO): blood microparticle; chylomicron; extracellular region
Molecular function (GO): phospholipid binding; cholesterol binding; phosphatidylcholine-sterol O-acyltransferase activator activity
Source: RefSeq, a predicted model, not a curated record
CCAGCAGGGCAGCGGGAGGAGGACUUUACCCUUCAGCAUGGCUAUAAAACCGCCGCUCCGUCCACUGAACAGCACAGACCGACCACCAGCAAAGAAGAGUGCAGCUGCCUCUGAAAGCAUCGAUCAUGAAGGUUCUCGUGCUUCUCGCUCUUCUCUCCGUCUGCAAUGCCAACGUCUUGUGGCAGGAGCCGCCCAAGACCAACCUGGACAUGGUGAAAGAUGCCUUCUGGGACUACGUUGCCAAGGCGACGCUGACCGCCGAGGACUCGUUGAAGCAGCUCAGACAGUCCGAGCCGGGACAGGAAGUGAACACUAAGAUCUCUCAGAGCGUCGACACCGUGAACCAAUACAUCGUCGCCCUUCGUGCUCAGGUGGCUCCGGCCACUCAGAACUUCAUGACCCAGUUCACCCAGCAGGCCGAGCUGCUGAAGGCCCAACUGGAGAAGGAUCUGACCACCGCAGGCACCAGCAUGCAGCCCUACGCCGAGGAGAUGCUGGCCAAACUGCAGGCCAAGGUGGAGGAGCUGAAGAAGGAGGUCGCCCCCUACGCCGAGUCCAUGGACCCCGAGGCCCUGAAGGCCGUCCUGCUGCAGAGGAGCCAGGAACUGAAGGCUCAGCUGGACCAGAGCGUCAACCAGCUGCAGAGCCAGAUGGUUCCCUACACCGAGGAGAUGAAGCAGAAGGUGGAGCAGCACGUGGAGGAGUUCCAGAAGAGCAUGAUACCCCUGGCCCAGAGCUUCGAGACCCAGCUGGCCCAGAAGACCCAGGAGAUCCAGCAGAGACUGGCUCCAUACGGGGAGGAGCUGAAGGCCAAGCUGGAUGCCAGCGCUCAGGACAUGCAGGCCCAGCUCACCGCUCUGUGGGAGACCUUCACCAAGAUGACCCAGUAAAGACUUCAUCCACCUCACAACCUUCACCUCCAGCUGCCUCAAUGCACAAAAUAUUUAUUUUCACCUCAACCAGUGUUUAUUUUAAUAAAUAAAUAUCUGAUUACGACCAAA